GAAUCUCUUAUUACCAAUUAUAUAUAAAAAAAAAGAGAAAACAAAACAAAAAAGAGAAAACAAAACAAAAAAAAAAAAAAUAAAUAAAUUACAAAUUACAAAAACUAAUUCUUCUUCCUCUUUACUCCUUAAUCACCCCCCCCCCUUCCCUUUUUUCUAAUACAUAUUCCUAUCUUAUCUUUUAUAAUAAAUAAACAUUAUUUACAAUGUGGAUCCUGGCUUAUCCACGAGUGGUACCCGUCAUCCCACUCAAAUUAAACGGGACCCUGACAGUAGGGUAAAUUACUGUCAACUUUGUGGAUCCUGGCUUAUCCACGAGUGGUACCUGUCAUCCCACUCAAAUUAAACAUGGCCCAGACAGUAGGGUAAAUUUUCUGCCAAACAGUGAAUGCAAAUUCACUGCACUGGAGACGCCCUCUAUGGGGUGGUGGAGUGCCCACUUAAUUGUGGGACUCCCCAGUGUAUAAUAUGAUAUGAUUUUGAAGAAAAGACUUUUUUCGUCUGCGGGAAAAUGGCUGAUGUUAAAUCGCCACCUCCAAGAAAUAAUGAUAUCUAUCAAUUCUACAAAUACUUCUAUCACUCACAAUUUCAUUUUCAAGCACACUAAAUUCCUUAAAUAUUUACUUUGCGAAUACUUACAUUUUUUAUGACAUGAAAAGCCUGACUUCUACUCUUCUGAAUCAAAACUAGUAAAUUCUUUCAAAUGCAUGGAAGAUGGGGAGAGUAAUGAGACUCUUUUUCAAUUGCUGAGGAUUAUACAUAAUAUAUCUGUCAAGUUAUUACUUUUAUUCAUUAAUUUUUUUAUUUUUUCUAGAUUCAAAGUAAUAAAUUCUCUUCUUUAUUUACUAAUUUAUCUCAAUCAAUUCAUCAUAACUUAAUUCUUUCUUAUCUUCUCCAAUUCUUUACCUAAGCUACUAUAAAGUUUAGCAAAAAAAAAUAUAGUUAAUUCGAAAAGAAGGAAGGAGGGAGCAUAUUUUACUGCCAAAAUUACUAAAAGAUGACCUCAAGUUUUAUAAUUACAUACGUAUGGAAAAAAUGAAUCUUAUUAAAAAUAAAAUUGCAAAAAAGAAAACUAAUUUUAUCAAGAAUCUUAUUACACCUGAUGAAAAAUUGAUGAUUACACUGAGAUAUCUUGCAACUGGGGAUUCAUAUGUCUCCAUGUCUUAUAAUUAUAAAUUAGGAGUAUUAACUAUUAAGCAAAUAAUAGGAGAUACAAUCAAGGCUUUAUGGGAUAUUUUGCAACCUAUCCAUAUGAUGGUACCUACAUUAGAGAUGUUUGAGGAAGUAGCUCAAGGCUUUGAGGAGAUGUGGAACUUCCCAAACUGUAUAGGGCCCAUUGAUGUGAAGCAUUGUAAGACAAAUAAGCCUCCGCACACAGGAACACAGUUUUUCAAUUACAAGCAUGGAUUUUCAAUAAUCCUUCAAGCAUUGGUGGAUUUUAAUGGCAAAUUUAUGGUUAUAGAUGUUGGCAGUUAUGGAAGCCAAAGUGAUGGAGGAGUCUUUGCAAACUCACUUCUAUCAAAAAGAAUUGAAAAUAGUGAGCUCCCAAUUCCACGCCCUAAGCUUUUACCUAUUUCAAAUAUAGUGGUGCCUCAUGUUUUUUUAGGAGAUGGAGCAUAUCCUCUGAAAAGAUAUUUGAAGCCAUAUAUUAAAAAUAAUAAUGAUGAUUCUAAAAUAUUUAACUACCGCCUAUCCUGGGCAAGAAGGAUAGUGGAGUGUAGUUUUGGGGUUUUAACCUCAAAGUGGAGAAUUUUAUUAAUUGAAGACAUCAUUAAAGCAACUUGUAUUUUACAUAAUAUAAUAUUAACUAAAGAAAAUUUAAAUAUAAUAAGUUUUGAUCCUGUUGGUUCAAAUUAUUCUUUAUGGAACCAACAGAGUAUUAAAAAUAGUUCUGAUCAAAAUAAAAAUAUAAGAAAUUUAUUUAGCAAUUAUUUUAAUAAUAUAGACAUUUUGCCCUGGCAAACUAAUAUUUUAAAUAAAUAUUUAUUUUAUCAAUAUUUUAAAUUUAUAUGUAUUAAAUUUCUUUAUAUUUUUUGGUAUAUAUUUUCUUUUUAUAAAAAUACGAGAACUUGUUCAUAAAAUAAUUAUUUUAUA
Messenger RNA from Gordionus sp. m RMFG-2023, 2094 nucleotides. Its product is annotated as putative nuclease HARBI1. The record is from RefSeq and is a predicted model, not a curated record. The transcript has 5 exons. The coding region runs from base 1027 to 2079 and encodes 350 amino acids. NCBI's taxonomy places the organism in Eukaryota, Metazoa, Nematomorpha, Gordioida, Chordodea, Parachordodidae.